UCAAGUGUCCUGAAUGCCCUCAUCCCCACCAAGUCCCCGACGGUGUUCCUGGACAUCGAGUACGAGCAGCGCAUGUUGGGCCGCGUCUACAUCACACUGUUCGGUCACCUGCGUCGGGCCAACAACUUCCUCCUGCUGUGCACGGGCGAGACCGGGGCGUCCCUGAAGAGCUCUAAGUUCUUCGAGGUGUGCAACCCCGAGGCGCCGGGCGAGAGGCUCAAGGGCGGCGACUACGAGUUCAACAACGGGCGGGGCGGCGAGGCGCUCGUCGAGGAGCUGGAGUUCGGGGGCGACUAUGCGCAGCCCAUGGAGGCCGGCAUGAUCACCGCGGGCGGCUCGGGACACCGCUGCUUCGACUCGCAGUUCCUCAUCUGCACCGAGGGCGACCCCAACAGGAGCUUCGCGUGUCCCUUCGGCGUGGUGACGUCCGGACUCAGCUACUUGAAGGAGGCGGUGUGGCUGGUGGUGACCAAGGAAAUCUGGAUUGAAGAGUGCGGCGUCCUCCUCGAUGUGCCCAGGUUCUGA
Penaeus indicus is the source of this 525-nucleotide messenger RNA. Its product is annotated as peptidyl-prolyl cis-trans isomerase-like. Lineage: Eukaryota; Metazoa; Arthropoda; Malacostraca; Decapoda; Penaeidae. The transcript has a single exon. The annotation marks the transcript as partial. Gene Ontology annotation, biological process: protein peptidyl-prolyl isomerization. Gene Ontology annotation, molecular function: peptidyl-prolyl cis-trans isomerase activity. The record is from RefSeq and is a predicted model, not a curated record.